Selaginella moellendorffii is the source of this 900-nucleotide messenger RNA. Its product is annotated as pentatricopeptide repeat-containing protein At4g02750. NCBI's taxonomy places the organism in Eukaryota, Viridiplantae, Streptophyta, Lycopodiopsida, Selaginellales, Selaginellaceae. The coding region runs from base 1 to 900 and encodes 299 amino acids. The transcript is spliced from 3 exons. The record is from RefSeq and is a predicted model, not a curated record. Gene Ontology annotation, biological process: RNA modification. Gene Ontology annotation, molecular function: RNA binding; protein binding.
AUGCGAGAUUGUCUCUGCCCUGCCCUAAUCUUGUGUCGAGGAAAUGUCAUGCUUGCAAAAUAUGCCCGGGAUGGGUAUUUGGAGUCCUCGUGGAAAGAUUUCAACGCGAUGGGUGAGAGAAGCGUUGCAUCUUGGACAUCGAUUAUCCAGCCACUGGCGGAAUUAGGGAAAGUGGAACUGGCCCAGAAUAUUUAUGAUCGGAUGCCAAUAUGGAAUGUAAUCACGUCGACUUUGAUGAUAGCUGCAUAUGCCCAAAGAGGGCAUUUUGACUUGGCAUUGGGGGCCUUGAUUCGAUGCCGGAGAUCAAUGUGGUUACAUCGAUCCAAUAAGAUGGCUCUUGGGAGCUCGAGCUCCUGUGCUGCGCUCGUGGAGCUCUACACGCUGACUGGUCUCUUAAUGGAAGCGAGGCAGCUCAUUGAAAGAAUGCUCCAAGUUGAUAUCGCAUCGUGGAACAUGUUGCUCGCGGGGUACUACUGCGACGACGCCAAGAGAACUUUCGAUGGUAUCUUCAGCCGGAACGAGCCAUGCAGGACUUGUAGUUCCAGCUGCCACUACUUCAUGUCGAUGCUCUCCGACUACGAGCUAGCACCUGUUGCGGAACACUUUUCCUGCGUGAUCGAUCCUCUGGGACGUGUUGGACUCCGCACAGUUCUCUUCUGCUGGGAGAGGCAGAGGGGCUGGUGGAACCAGCUGCAAACCUGGACAUCAGAUUUGGGCCUAGAUCUGGAGCACAGACCCGUUCCCAGAGGUGGAGCAAUGGAUGCCCACUGCGCUAGAGUUCUGUCAUGCAUCACAACAUGCGGCAACUCCACGGAUUCCAUGGGCCACUACAUUGCUACAGUCCUGGGUUCUUCAAGCAAGUUGAGAAUGGUUGAGGGACAGUUGAGAGGUAGUCUAUAA